Messenger RNA from Polypterus senegalus (gray bichir), 2686 nucleotides. It is a transcript of the gene efcab14, whose product is annotated as EF-hand calcium binding domain 14. NCBI's taxonomy places the organism in Eukaryota, Metazoa, Chordata, Cladistia, Polypteriformes, Polypteridae. Gene Ontology annotation, molecular function: calcium ion binding. The record is from RefSeq and is a predicted model, not a curated record. The coding region runs from base 432 to 1697 and encodes 421 amino acids. The transcript has 9 exons.
UGUGAACGACGUUGACACACCGGAAAUACGUAAUCAUCAGCUUCAAACUGACCAAUAGGAGGCUUUGUUGUUGAUUUGUGUUGUUGUCAGCUGAUCAGGAAGUAUAGCUAGCAGAUUUGCCUCAACCCUCAACCACAUAGGUUGUUCACUAUAUUUUCAGGGAGUAGGACUUCGAAGUAUUGUUUGGACAGUAGACUCGUUUGUUUCAAAUUGUCCUUAAUGCAGGUAUAUGCUAGAAAGCCCGCUAUUCAAAAGAUGCCAGGCGACGGAUUACACUUUCAGCGAUAGGGGAGUGACUGUCCCGUUAAGGCAUCAUCUGAGUUGUUUUGCCAGUUUAUGUGUAGAUCCAGGAGGAUUCCAAACUGGAUAACAAGACGUUGGAGAUUGGAUACAAGUCGGCUCCAGUUGGAGCGUUGACCCCCCAGAAAAAGAUGAAGAAGCGAAAAGAACUGAACGCACUUAUCGGUCUCGGCGGGGAUAGCAAACGAAAGAAACCCAAGAAGGGCUCCGGUCACAGGCUGUUGAGGACAGAGCCUCCUGAUUCAGAUUCCGACACCAGCUCGGAUGAGGAUGACUUCAAUAGUUUAGGCGGCCGGACGUUACUCGGAACAAGAGGAUACGUGCAGUGCUGCAGAAUCUGCUAUCCUUUGUGUGCAUUUAUCAUUCUUGCUGCAUGCACCGUGGCCUGUGCUGGUUUGAUAUGGAUGCAGAUUGCCCUUAAAGAAGACCUGGAUGCAAUGAAGGAGAAACUAAGGGCAAUGGAGUCUAGCCAAAAGGUAUCAGCACAAGAAAUACCAAAGCUAAGUGAGGAUCUACUUGAAAAACAGAAGAGACUUGAAAAUAUUGAAGCUGGAGACAAGGGAUUAAACAUGAUCUGGGCAAAUAUUACAGAAAUUAACAAACAGAUCAGUUUGCUUGACUCUGCUGUAAGUCAUUUAAAGACCAACAUCAAAUCUGCAUCUGACUUGAUAAGUCUUCCUGUGACAGUGGAGGAACUUCAGAAAAGUGUUGCUACCAUUGGAAGCACAUUAACAAGCGUUCAGCAUGAUGUUGGAACUAUGCAAGCAACUUUAGAUGAACAUAAGAAAGCUAUGGAUUUGCUUAAGAAGAAUGCGGAAAUCAUUGAUCUCCAUGAAGCUGUGAAUGAUCUGAAUUCAUCUUUGGUGGUGUUCCAUACACAAAGAGGCCAUCAGAUCCACAAUAUGAAUGAAUCUAUCAGCAACUUGACUCAGAGAGUCAUUUUACUUGAAGGCGAUAUUCAUGAGAUUAACUUCAGCAGAGAAUCCAAAAAGAAGUUUAACGACGAAGGACGUCAGGUCACUGAUCUGAAAGAAAAACUUCAGAUGAUGGAUGCUUUGUCAACCCAAUCAGAAAGUGAAGAUAUGGAACAUAACGAAAAUGUUAACAAGGAAGAACACAAACCUGCUAACAAAACGAUCAAUGAGGAAAAUCACUCAAGCUUAGGUACCGGAGAUGUGAAAUCAAGACAUUUGGCUUUCCCUGGUAUAAACAGUAUGAAAGACUUGACUAAUCUCUUUCAGACAGUAGACUCAGAUUCCAGUGGAUCUAUUUCAUAUGAAAAUUUGAAGAAUCACUUUGGCACAUCAAUACCUAAGAUAGAAGAACUUCAGCAUUUUGACAUUGAUGAAAAUGAACAGUAUUCACUUUCUGAGCUGAAAGCAGCUUUAGGAUUGUAGUUUUUGUAAGUGGAAAGUCAUGUUAAAUAUUAUAGAAUAAUGAAAUCUUCCCUGCUGAUGUUGCACUUUUCAAGUACAGUUUAACAGCCAUUAAAAAUGUAGCUUAGUUGCUUUCCAUUCAUUUUUGCAUUUUACAUUCUUAUGCAUUAUGGAACAAACCAAAAGGUACAUAUUUUACCUUCAUUUGACUUCUUUUAUUUAAAACGGGGGCCAACGGUCAUGUUUAUUAAAAUAUUAACAUGUCUUUUGGAAUAUGGAAACAUGCUAUAAUGUAACAUUUUUUUAAUUCAAACCGCAAACCAGCUAUGGCAGUAGAAAAAUAUGGUAUAUUGGAAAACAAGUCGUGCAAAAAAAAAAAAAGAGUGAAAUAUUUUUAAAAGUCUAACAAUAAAUAAAUGAAUGUAGGCAAGUCACUGGUUAUAACAGCCUGGGCCAGAUCAAUCUGGAAGCAAAAUAAUAAAAAAAAAAAAACAAUCAUUCAUAUUAAUAACAACAAUUAUUUAUUUACUCCCACUGCAUUGUUUUGAAAGAUUCACAUGAUUUGCCUUUACAGAGUCAAAACCAGAAAGGGCUAUUCAUACCUUAAAUGAUUUAAGUUUUUUGACAUAAAGUAUUUUAACAGAAAUUAAAAGUAAUUUAGCAAUAAACGUUUCCCUGCCUUUGUCAGUACAUAUGCAUUUUUAACUGUAAUUUUAACAGGGUAUAAUUUGCAAGGCAGAUCUGUUUCUUUACUGUUUCAUUCAUUCUGACGUAAAUGGUAUUUAGAAAUGCACUGAGCGUUGUUCCAGGUAUUUUACAUAAACGUGUGUUCAAUGCUUAGGAACGUACCUGUCUCUCAUGUAAAUACAAUAUAGGUUGAAUAUAGCUUUCUGUAUAAUAUGAAUUUAUAUUUUGAGAUCAGCUGUAUAAAUUGCUUCAAGUGAGAGAGAAUUUAUUAAAAUGUGUCACGCAUGUUUCACAGUAUACAAUAUUAAAUGUCUGUUAAAAUA